Molecule: messenger RNA, 1131 nt
Organism: Fusarium musae
Lineage: Eukaryota; Fungi; Ascomycota; Sordariomycetes; Hypocreales; Nectriaceae
Exons: 5
Coding region: 1-1131 (376 amino acids)
Biological process (GO): transmembrane transport
Cellular component (GO): plasma membrane
Molecular function (GO): purine nucleobase transmembrane transporter activity
Source: RefSeq, a predicted model, not a curated record
AUGUGUAAAGAGGGUGAGUUUGCAUUUACUCCACAAGGAAGGAAGACUAAUGAGAUUGCAGAGGUGAGGCGAGAUCUCGUCACGGCGACGUCAGCCAUUGCAGGGCUGGCCAGUCUUGUCUUCGGUCUCUUCACCAAUCUCCCUAUAGCCCUCGCACCUGGCAUGGGCCUCAACGCCUACUUCGCCUUCCAAGUAGUAGGCUACAACGGGUCUGGCAGUAUCCCCUACGGCGUCGCAUUAACAGCCGUCUUCACAGAAGGUCUCAUCUUUGUCUUCCUCGCACUAACAGGCAUGCGACAAUGGCUCGUCAAACUCAUCCCGUCAACUAUAAAAUCUGCAACGGGAGCUGGUAUUGGUCUGUUUCUCACUGAGAUCGGCUUGUCUUAUGGUUCGGGUAUUGGUGCUAUUACUGGUGGUUUUAACGCGACGCCGUUGGCGAUAGCUGGAUGUCCUGUUGAGAGGAUUAAUCCGGAUACGCAGAUGUGCGAGGGCGGGAUAAUGACUAGUCCAAAGAAAAGUAGGCGAGAUACUGCUAUCACAUACUUCCCUCACACACCAGAAGGAGACUCCCGCUUCGAGCUCUUCCGCAAAGUCGCUGCUGUCAAUCCCAUGAAGCAUACCCUCAACGCUCUUGACUGGAACGUCGGCCAACACGGUACUCAAUUCGCCCUCGCCCUCUUCACCUUUCUCUAUGUCGAUAUCAUCGAUGCAACAGCAACGAUGUUUUCGAUGGUCCGCUUCUGUGGCGUCGUGGAUGAUCGAGAUGGAGAUUUUCCUCGUUCAACACUCGCAUACUGCUGUGAUGCAAUCAGCAUUUCGAUCAGUGCGCUCUUUGGUUGUUCACCCGUCACGGCGUUCAUUGAGAGCGGCGCUGGUAUUGCUGAGGGCGGACGCACGGGUCUUACUGCCAUGACUACUGGGUUCUUGUUUCUUUUGUCAAUUGUAUUUGGGCCGAUCUUCUCUUCUGUGCCGCCGUGGGCAACUGGACCUGCUCUUAUUCUGGUUGGAUGUAUGAUGGCUCGUCAGAUCACUGAGAUCAACUGGCGCUACAUCGGCGACACCCUCCCCUCAUUCGUUGUCCUCGCCUUUGUCCCAUUUUCAUACAGCGUAGCCUACGGCAUCAUCGCGUAA